UUAAAUAUCCCCUUCCUAACUUCCCCCGAAAAACGCAGGAGGAUUGGACUCAGUCCACCGAAGCGUGUGCACGCACGCAAGCACCCGCACGGCCAUGGCCGCAACCGCAGCCGCCGCCUCCUUCUCCUCCCCUCCCCUCCCCCGAAACCCUAGGUAGCACGAGAGCCCCCACCACCAGAUCCCCGAAGCCCCCACCCCCGCGCCGAUCUGAGCUCCCGCCGCUAGAUUUCCGGGGCGAAAGAGCGCGUCUUUUUAGCAGUUUUUUUUUUCGGGUGAUUUUGGGAAGGAGAGAGCUCGAUGGAGCCGCGGGUCGGGAACAAGUUCCGGCUCGGGCGCAAGAUCGGGAGCGGCUCCUUCGGGGAGAUCUACCUCGGUACUAAUAUCCAGACGAACGAGGAGGUCGCGAUUAAGCUGGAAAAUGUGAAGACAAAGCAUCCUCAGUUACUAUAUGAAUCAAAGAUUUAUAGGAUUCUGCAAGGAGGAACUGGAAUCCCAAACGUCAGAUGGUUUGGUGUAGAAGGAGACUACAAUGUCUUGGUUAUGGAUUUGCUUGGGCCAAGCCUGGAGGACCUAUUUAAUUUCUGUAGCAGAAAAUUAUCUCUAAAGACUGUACUUAUGCUUGCUGAUCAGAUGAUAAAUCGAUUGGAAUUUGUCCAUUCCAAGUCUUUUCUACAUCGAGACAUCAAGCCAGAUAAUUUCCUCAUGGGUCUUGGUAGGCGGGCUAAUCAGGUCUACAUUAUAGACUUUGGCCUUGCCAAAAAAUACAGGGAUACCUCAACUCAUCAGCACAUCCCAUAUAGAGAGAACAAGAACUUGACAGGAACAGCAAGAUAUGCUAGUGUGAACACCCAUCUUGGCAUUGAACAAAGCCGAAGAGAUGACUUAGAAUCUCUUGGAUAUGUACUUAUGUACUUCCUGAGGGGCAGCCUUCCUUGGCAAGGUCUUAAAGCAGGAACAAAGAAGCAAAAGUAUGAGAAAAUCAGCGAGAAGAAAGUUGCAACAUCAAUUGAGGCUCUAUGUCGUGGGUAUCCUACUGAGUUUGCAUCAUAUUUCCAUUAUUGCCGUUCAUUGCGGUUUGAUGACAAACCUGACUAUUCCUACCUUAAGCGACUGUUCCGUGACCUUUUUAUCCGGGAAGGUUUUCAGUUUGACUAUGUGUUUGACUGGACAAUACUGAAGUACCAACAAUCUCAAAUUGCCACUGCUCCACCCCGUGCUGCAGGCCAUGGUGCGGGACCUUCUGGGUUGGCACCUGCAUUACAGAAUGACAGGCAAUCUGGUCCUGAGGAAGCAAGGACUAGUGGUUGGUCACCGAUGGAUCGACGUCGUACCCCACCCCCUAUUACAAGUGCGGGGACAUUGUCUAAGCAGAAAGCACCUGUAGGGAAUGAUGUUCCUGUUUCUAAAGAUCCUGUGAUAUCCGGUUCAAAUUUUUUGGGAUGGUCAAGUGGAUCUUCAAGGAGACCUGCUGUUUCAUGCAGCCGUGAUGUGGUGGCUCCUGAGAGUUCUGAGCCUUCACGAGGACGUACAACUGAUGCAAGUCCUGGGGCAUUCCGUAGAGCCUCAGGUCCUCACAGAAGCUCGCCUGUCCAUUCUGCAGAACCAAUGCGUUCAUCUUCAGGUCGGCAUUCAUCUAAUAUUAAGAACUAUGAUUCUGCUCUCAAAGGCAUUGAAGGUCUUAAGUUUGAUGGCGAUGAGAGGGUUCGGUACUAGAGCUGCAAGAAAUUCUACAUCUACUCUGUAAAAAUCAUAGUCAGGAGGCUGGCUAGCAUUGUGUUUCCUGUUGAGUUUUGGAUCACAGGAAAUAAAAUGCUGGGAAGAGGAUGUGAUCACUUGAAGCGCAUUUACCAGGUGCCUCUGGGCACGGUAAAUAAAUGGUUGUCUGAGGCGCAUGAAGCCUAGCUCUCAUAAUGCUAUGUAAAUGUCUUUAUAGUUGGUUUGUCAGGCGCCCCUUGAGUUCAUCAGUCUGUCUUAUUGUUCUAUUCUUUCCGGUGCUCCAUUUCGAGAAGCAAAAUCUCGGGAUAAUCAAGCUCAACUGGUAAAACUUGUAUUUGGAAAACUGGAAUUCGAGCAUGUAGAAUUUUUUCAUCAGUUCAUUGAACAAAUGUCUGAACAUAUUCCUGACUAGUAAAUUGAUAUGUAAAUACUGUUGAUGUCA
Molecule: messenger RNA, 2158 nt
Organism: Phragmites australis (common reed)
Lineage: Eukaryota; Viridiplantae; Streptophyta; Magnoliopsida; Poales; Poaceae
Product: casein kinase 1-like protein 2
Exons: 14
Coding region: 298-1713 (471 amino acids)
Biological process (GO): peptidyl-serine phosphorylation; endocytosis; signal transduction
Cellular component (GO): nucleus; cytoplasm
Molecular function (GO): protein serine/threonine kinase activity; ATP binding
Source: RefSeq, a predicted model, not a curated record